Molossus molossus (Pallas's mastiff bat) is the source of this 1734-nucleotide messenger RNA. RefSeq names its product coactosin like F-actin binding protein 1 (gene COTL1). The coding region runs from base 137 to 565 and encodes 142 amino acids. Gene Ontology annotation, molecular function: actin filament binding. The record is from RefSeq and is a predicted model, not a curated record. Lineage: Eukaryota; Metazoa; Chordata; Mammalia; Chiroptera; Molossidae. The transcript is spliced from 4 exons. Gene Ontology annotation, biological process: regulation of actin filament polymerization. Gene Ontology annotation, cellular component: plasma membrane; cortical actin cytoskeleton; site of polarized growth.
GCAACCCCGCUUUGCCGUCGCCGCCGCCGCCGCCCGCCAGCUUUCCGCGCGUCCGCGCCGUGCUCCAGUCCCUGCGGCCUGCCCCGGACGCGUUCGGUCUCUCUGAGCACAGUGUCUCCGCUGCGGCCAAGCGGCGAUGGCCACCAAGAUCGACAAAGAGGCUUGCCGGGAGGCGUACAACCUGGUGCGCGACGAUGGCUCGGCCGUCAUCUGGGUGACUUUUAAAUAUGACGGCUCCACCAUCGUUCCCGGCGAGCAGGGAGAGGAAUAUCAGGACUUCAUCCAACAGUGCACAGAUGACAUCCGAUUGUUCGCCUUUGUGCGCUUCACCACGGGGGACGCCAUGAGCAAGAGGUCCAAGUUCGCCCUCAUCACGUGGAUCGGCGAGAACGUCAGCGGGCUGCAGCGAGCCAAAACCGGCACGGACAAGACCCUGGUGAAGGAGGUCGUGCAGAAUUUCGCUAAAGAGUUUGUGAUCAGUGAUCGGAAGGAGCUGGAGGAAGAUUUCAUCAAGAGCGAGCUCAAGAAGGCCGGGGGAGCCAAUUACGACGCCCAGGCAGAGUAACCCCAGACCUCCCCCUGCCCCUUGCCAAAGUCAUUUGCCUGCUCUCCAGGGGAGGGGAACACGGCCUCUGCUACCAGCCCACCAGCCCACCAGGGAGAGGAGACGCAAUGAGAGGCAACACCCGCCACCCUGUCUGCAACCCAGCUCCCCUUCCCUGCUUCCCUCAUGAGUCCUGUUACGUCCUAUCUCCCAAAGCUCAUGGAAUAUCUUUCCUUUAUCUUCUUUUUCUGUUGUCCCCCUCUUUCUUGUUCUGAAGAAAAAUUAUUGUGAUGCCAAGAUCAUGCACAUCAUCAGAUCUGAGGCGCCUCCUGUGGGGACCCCUUUUUCUGGCGUUUCCCUUAGCCUGCCUGGCCUCCUCCCCCACGACCUCACGUUGCUUCUGGAGCCUGGGCCAGUGCCGCCCCCGGUUUUCCUCGGUGGGCCCGCCUGCUCCCCGCUGAGGAGGCAGCUGUGCCGGGAGCCUCCCAUCCACGGUGGCCUUCAUAAGCACACGCAUUCGCCCCACGUGUCCGGCUCAGAACUCCUAGGAUGUGCUCCAGGGUCCCUCACCCGCCUCACUCAAAGUUGCCUAAGUUAUGGAGACGGUGCUCGGUGGUGAGAAGUCCAGGCCUGAUUCAGACCGAAGGAGAAGAGAACAUUUGCCUUUCAAGUUGCCUGGCAUUAGCUUUGCCACAGGGUCUGAAACAGCCUGUUCCCACCCUUUUGAUUGAAGUCUCAUUGUGGCGUGGAGUGGGGGCAAGGGUCCGAGUCCAGAUUCGACAGCAGUCUUUCAGGGUUGACUUCAGAGACUCCCAAAGCGACCAGGACGUUAGGGAGGGGGCCCGGGGGCAGAACAGGAAUUUCGGUACAACUGGGAACUGAUUCUUUACUUUGGGGAAGGUCCUCUACCGCAGCAGGGACGGCGGGCUCUGCCACCUUAGCUGGGUGCCGCCGAGCCCAGCCUCCGGGGACCACGCACCUGUGGUUUUAAUCUUACACCUGGACUACACAUGCAAAGGGUUUCGUUUUGUUUUUCUUCAAAGAAAGAUGAGAUUGGCUUGGUUCUUCAUGAGCAUUUUUUAUAUUGUUCUUUUCCUUUUUUUUUUUGUCCUUGCUCAUUUCGUCCGGGGGGAGGAAGUCUGUGCUGUGUUGGGGCUGUGAAGAACAUCUGCACUCAAACAGUUUACAGA